CYCCUGGAUCCCUGGAAAUGUCCAAGGCCAGGCUGGACAGGGCUUGGAGCACCCUGGGAUGGUGGGAGGUGUCCCUGCCCAUGGCAGGAAGGUUGGGAUGAAAUGAUCUUGAGGGUCCCUCCCAAAGCAGAGCAUUCUGUGACUCUGUGAUUGUGCUGCAGUGGUAAUGUUUGUAGGGACACAGGCUGUGCAAGAGGCACAGCUGGGGAACAUCCUCCGCUCUCCUUCUCCCACUCUGCACAUGGAUGUGGCUUCUCUUCYCAGCCAUGUGGUUACCAUGUUAGAAAUGUGGCUUUGGCACUGCUGCAGGUCUUGUAGAACAUGAUUCAAAUUCAAAGGAGCACUUGGGAUCCCUUGGGAAAGACAUUCCAGAGCACAUUAUUGGGAUCAUAGCUCACUGAGGUACCAUGGCACUUGCUUUUGUUCCCAACUGAGGCCCUAUUGGUACCAUCUUGUCAAUUAAAUUAAUAUUCUAAAGCAAUUUUCAAUAAGCAGGACAUCCUAAUUACCAUUGUGGGUACAAAUUAGCUAUGAAAACAUGUUCUGUUCCCAGAGUCUUACACCAUGGUGAGAGAUCUGGGUCCCAAUCAUYUGGAUUUAGGAAUUUGUUAUUGUAUUUUCUGUGCCUCAUCUGCAAUUCAGCCAUCACUCUGUAUCAUAGUCUGAAUCCCUCACUGCUCUGAACAGCCCAAUGUGCCAGAUCUCUUAGCAGGAAUACUGCAACUGUUUAAUUUCUGGGAACAUCAAAACAACUUGAUUUAUUYCCCCAUGUUAAUUGAGAGCCAUUGCUGUACAGCAUAUUCUGAGUUUCCUUCUCUAKUCCCUCUUCAGGACAGUUGUGCUGUAUCAUGUUUGUGGACUUGCUGUUCUCCACCAUCUCUUCUGUUUCCUUGCCAUGUAAAYGUCAUUGAAGGAGAAACCAAAUUAAAUUUAACUUCUUUAAUCAGCAGGACUGAGCUUACAUAUGUGUAAUGCCAGUGUUUUAUUUGGCCCAGCCUCCCUGCUGAAGAUGCUGCUGCAUAUUUUUAUCACUAUGUAGCGUACUCUGGUGACAAUAUUAAUUUUCUUUAGAGCAUGCAGAGGGCUUUUAAAAUGAGUUUGACAACAGACUUAAUUAACACUUUUAUUAGGUAUUUUUUUAAACUUCUAGAUGUUUCCCUGUACAGCUGACAGGACAUGCAUGCAGCGCAGUGCAGCACUAUAUUUUCAAACACAAGCAGGAAGAAACAAAGUAAUAAUGUUGACAGUUAAAAAAAAAAAAAAAAAAAGAAGAAAAAUUCCUUCCAAAUUUUCUCAUGCCCUGAUGUGAAGGGGUUGAAUGUGCAUGUUGCCUUCCGGGAGAACUGGUGUAAUUUCCUCAAAUGGGUGAAAGACCAGAACAUUUUAACCCACGUUGUACUGUAUCCUGCGAGCAAUUUACAAGUCUCUGUUCUUAAAGAAGAUUGACUCACUUUAGUAAUUCAGUUUAAUUUAAGAGAAGAGUCAAUAAAAAGUCUACUGCAAUAAACUCAUCCCUGCCUUGCCCAGAAGCUAUUCUGAUUAAUUUCCCUAGUAGAAUUUCCAUCAUUAUCCUAUGUCUUAAAUCCAUCCUGGUCCUUGUUCAAAGGCUUCAGAUCCACCUUCUGUUUUUAUCAUAMAGUGAUCACAAAGCAGAUCAGAGUUGCCUUUUUUUAAGUCUAAUUUUUGGCCUCCUUCUUUGCAGGGCURUAUUAUUUGGAUGUCUCCCCCUUAAAGGCUCUUACUAGGCAUAAUACCUUAUAUUUAAAAGAUAAUACCUUCUGCUGGCCUUUGUAUGUGGACCACCUUCUGUCCUGUUCAGCCCAUGUAGAYUGUGACUUAAAUGUAGGCUCUUAAUGUGGUGUGAAGCCGAUGGGUGGGAGCAAAGGUAUCGAGUGAUGUAAUGCAGCAGCCGCCAGAAAGCAUCUUUUGUGUGGAUUGUGCGAUGGCCACUCCAUAACCAUCUCCCCAUGAAUCAGACGUGAGGGGCUGCUUUGUGGAGCCAACCCUUUGUGCAUCAACUGCGAGCAGGAGGAGACAUUCAGUCCGAGAGCUCUUUCUGAAAAUGGAUUUAACUUUUCUUUUGCCAGUCACUACCAGCAUGACCUCAUACACUUGUAGCACAAUGGUGUGGCUAAGCCUUUGAGUACACAGCCAUUACAUCAUCGCAGCAAAUUAGAGCGGGAGGUGGGGAGAGAGGCCUCGUUGUUGUCAUGGCCGAUGAGAUGAUCGGGACUCGACUCAUUGUGGCCGAGAAGUUGGUGGCUCUGCUGGAGAGCGGCGCCGAGAAGCUGCUGCUGAUCGACAGCCGCCCCUUUGUGGAGUACAACACGUCCCACAUCCUGGAUGCCAUCAACAUCAACUGCUCCAAGCUCAUGAAGCGCAGGCUGCAGCAGGACAAGGUUCUGAUUACAGAGCUCAUUCAGCAUUCGGCAAAACACAAGAUUGAAAUCGAUUGCAAGCAGGAAGUGGUGGUGUAUGACCAAAGCUCUAAAGAUGUGACCUCUCUGGCAUCUGACUGCUUUCUUACUGUGCUCCUGGGCAAACUGGAGAAGAAUUUCAGCUCUGUGUACCUGCUUUCAGGUGGCUUUGCUGAGUUCUCCAGCUCUUUCCCUGGUCUCUGUGAAGGAAAAUCCACGCUCAUCCCUACUUGCAUUUCUCAACCCUGCCUACCUGUGUCCAACACUGGCCCAACCAGAAUCCUGCCUCAUCUCUACCUGGGCUGUCAGCGAGAUGUCCUCAACAAGGAGCUGAUGCAGCAGAAUGACAUUGGCUACGUCCUGAACGCCAGCAAUACCUGUCCAAAGCCUGAUUUUAUUCCAGAAUCCCAUUUCCUCCGAGUGCCUGUGAAUGACAGCUUUUGUGAGAAAAUUUUGCCUUGGUUGGAUAAUUCAGUCGAUUUUAUAGAAAAAGCAAAAGCAUCCAAUGGCCGUGUGUUGGUGCACUGCUUAGCUGGGAUAUCCCGCUCCGCCACGAUUGCCAUUGCAUACAUCAUGAAGAGAAUGGAUAUGUCCUUGGAUGAAGCUUACAGAUUUGUGAAAGAAAAGAGGCCAACAAUUUCUCCCAACUUCAACUUUCUGGGCCAGCUUUUGGACUUUGAGAAAAAGAUCAAGAACCAGAGCAGCCAGCCCAGYCACAUCAGCAAGCUGAAACUUCUGCACUUGGACAAGAGCAGCGAGCAGGUACCGGUGCUGGAAGGGGGACAGAGCAGCMUCUCCACGAGCCAGCUGUGCCUCUCAGCUGCUGCAGAGCUGCUGGAGCACAAGGCCACGGACGGGGGCACCGCGCCCCACGGGCACCCAACCCCCACGGACGAUGGGCCCCUGGUGCAGGGCAUCAACGGCCUGCACGUCUCCCUGGACAAGGUGGAAGACAGCAACCGCCUGAAGCGCUCCUUCUCCUUGGACAUCAAAUCCGUGUCCUACUCGGCCAGCAGCAGCUGCGUGARCGCCUCGGUGCAGGGCUUCGCCUCCUCCGAGGACACGCUGGAGUACUACAAACACGCGGCCGCGCUGGACGGGGGCGGCAAGCUGUGCCAGUUCUCCCCCGUGCAGGAGGUGUCGGAGCAGAGCCCCGAGAGCAGCCCCGACAAGGAGCAAGCCUCGCCCAAGGAGGCGGUGGGCCCGUGGCCAUCGGACAGCCCGGCCCCCCGGCCACACGCGCCCAGGCCCGCGCCGCGGCCGCUCCUGUACCCGCUGCACCGCAGCGGCAGCGUGGAGGACGCCUACAGAGCCAACUUCGUGUUCGGCCUCUCCACCAGCCAGCAGCACCUGGCCAAGUCCGCUGCAGGGCUGGGCCUCAAGGGCUGGCACUCGGACAUCCUGGCCCCGCAGCCCUCAUCCCUCGCCAACAGCUGGUAUUUCGCYGCCGACUCCUCGCAUUUCUACUCGGCCUCGGCGGUGUUCGGCGGCGGCGCGGCCUUCCCGGCGCUGAGCUGCGGCCAGCUGGCCUCGGGCUGCGAGCAGCCCAGCGCCGUGCGYCGGCGGCCCCGGCAGGCUGACCGCGGUGACUCGCGGCGCAGCUGGCACGAGGAGAGCUCCUUCGAGAAGCAGUUCAAGCGCCGCAGYUGCCAGAUGGAGUUUGGGGACAGCAUCCUGGCGGACAACAGAUCCCGGGAGGAACUGGGCAAAGUAGGCAGCCAGUCCAGCUUUUCRGGCAGCAUGGAAAUCAUCGAGGUGUCCUGAGGGCUGGCAGCUUGUGGAACUGUGGCAGAGCUGCUUCCCCCUCUGGGACGCUCCCCCAGCGUGCGAGGGGUCCCUGGAAAUCUGAAACUUUGGGUAAAAAGGUGGGGGAGGGAAGAAACAGAGGCUUCGUUGAGCCGGGGAAAGGUCGGUACGGCAGAGAGRUGACACUGCCUCUGCCCAAGGAGAUCAGAUGUGCUGCUGGGCUCUCCUUCCCUCUCUGGAGAAGGGCAGAACAUUUCGCAGGCUUUUUCAUGACAGAGGAAGCAAUUCUAUGCAAUGGAUUGCACAUCCUUUCAGUGGCUUUUAACAAGGAAGCUCUCCUGGUGUCAAACCCUUUCUGUGGUUCCACUGAACCGUGCUUCUGCCUGUCAGAACCAGUUUUGUUCUCCCCUCCCUGUGCCCCAUGUCUUCACCAGUGCACCUUAGCCCUGACACUGAGCCAACCUCUGGAGGGAGACCUUUUUCCUGUAAGAAAGGAGACUGGGAGCGAUUCCAAAGGCCAUAGGCACCGGUUACAGCAAGGCUGGUCUGAACACAGCGUUCAGACAAAUGUAAAUACUGGUGUAACUAUUGUUCUAAUGGAUAGGCUUUAGGUGAUUUGCUAGAGAGCUGCUUCGGAGAAAAAAAAAAAAAAAACCCAGUACCUCAAAACUACACAAAAUAAACUAGGGCUUUAUGGCUGCCACAURCCGGUAGUCAUUUCAUAAGCAAUGUGAACAAGUAAUGACUGGCCAUGUUUGAUUUUUUUUUUUUUUUUAAAGCUGUCUACGCACAAGUGUUGCAGUUGGCUCAGCAGCAAUUCUUAAAAGAUGAAUGAACCAUUCUUAGGACUGUUUCCCCCAGUCUUUUUACAGUGUUUGUACUUGUGCUAUUGAGCUGGCUUCUGGGAGAAGGGUAGCUGCUUUGGCUUCUAAGCUGUACCAGAGUGGUAGGUAAGUCUACAUGCAAGAGAAGUGGCCACAAUGUGCUUUUCUUGCCCAUUAACAAUCCAGUUUCUCAAAACCAAUUCAAAAUGUUUGGGGUUUUCUCGUUUUUUUUUAAGGUAAAUAUGAUUUGGGGUGGUGAGCUUUUGUCCUUAACAGAGCAGCUGCACUGUGGAACUGCAGACACUCCAGGCUGUGCAGCAUCCUCACUUGCAGCACACACGUCCAGCUCGAGGAGGUGUCACGUCCCUGCUUUCACAGGAGAUGAGGAACAGCCCUUCUCGUGUUUUUGACAGCUGUUUCCCCUCCCACCUUGGCUGCUGCUCAUGUGCACAUUGCCAUGAGAGGUUUAUGGCCAGCGAGGGUGGUACCAGAGCCACUGCGUGAAGCUGCCUCCUUCCUGCUCCCAGGGCCUUCCCCAGCACCCCUCAGAACGUGUGUUGAGGGCAAAUUAUAUUGUUUUGUCCCAUUUCAGUGCAGGCAGCUGAAAAUUGUAGCAACAAAUAAUUAACCCUGGCCAACAGCUUUAAAAAAAAAAUUUGUCAGCAGCAACCUGAAGCCCUAAUUCAAGUCAGCAGCUUGGGUUAUGUUUGGGGUUUUUUUUACUGUAAGUUUAGCUAGUUUGUGACUCAAAUCUCAGGUUUUACUAUAUUGAAAAGUGCAGAAGAUUUUUGUCAUUGUUUUGUUUUGUGGCUAGGAUGUAACUUUUAAUUUCCUACAGUGGACCGUUGAAAAUAGCACUGAAAGCUACAGCAUUGAUUAACUUGAUCCUAAAAAGUGCAAAAGGCACAGAGAGAGGAAGCUCCAGGAGUCCUGAGUGCAGAGGCUUUUUGUGCUCAAUGUGCACAGAUKCUGAUGGAGGGCCUGGGCAGGGACAGGUCACCAUCACCCUGGACAGUGUGGCAGGUGUUGGCUGUUCAUGCUGCCACUUCUGCUUACAUCUGCAGUGAUGGCAUCACAGCCAUUUCCAGCACACAGGCUCUGGGUGUGUAUUUACCUGUGUAAACAGGGCUCCUCUCAGCCACAUUUUAGGAAAAGCCCAUGGCUUUGAUUUAAACCAUUCAUAGGGGUUAACACGUAUCAAUCCCUAGAGGCACAGCUUCUUCCUCUCUUUUGUGCUCCUUCAGAUGUGUGUGUUCUCCCCUUCUGUGUAUGUUUGGGGUUGGUUUGGUCGGUCGCCUUCUGAGGAACUGAAAUCUGGUCCUGUGGCUCCUCRUGAUUCCCAGUGUGUUCUGGAUGGAUCCAAGUUGUAGGCUCAGUACUUACACRGGGCAGGUUCCCAUAGGAGGAAGCCUUAACCCCAUGUCCUGCACAGGGUGGGGCCCUGGCUGAUACCUGAACUAGAGUCCUGCUCCUGAACAAUACUGGAAAUGGUUUGCAGAAGUCUGGAAAGCAAAGUGGAGGACGUGAGAGGGGAAAAUGUGUACAUGUUCAAUAUGAAUAUAACGUAUGGCAUUUGGUGUGUGGCAUACUUGGCAUGUUUGGUGUAUGGCAAGCUGGUGAAGUGGUUCAGAGAGAUGUGAGUUUYUCAUCUUGUUGUGUCAUGAGCAUUACCUGUAUGUUACAAUGAAAUAAAAUCAGAAAUGGUACCUGUUUAUACAGAA
Messenger RNA from Malurus melanocephalus (red-backed fairy wren), 6708 nucleotides. RefSeq names its product dual specificity phosphatase 16 (gene DUSP16). Gene Ontology annotation, biological process: protein dephosphorylation; negative regulation of MAPK cascade. Gene Ontology annotation, molecular function: protein tyrosine/threonine phosphatase activity; MAP kinase tyrosine/serine/threonine phosphatase activity. The record is from RefSeq and is a predicted model, not a curated record. Gene Ontology annotation, cellular component: nucleus; cytoplasm. The transcript has 8 exons. Bases 2211 to 4181 code for a protein of 656 amino acids. NCBI's taxonomy places the organism in Eukaryota, Metazoa, Chordata, Aves, Passeriformes, Maluridae.